GUUCUUACUGUACAUUUGUGGAGACAACAGAUGCUCUAGUGUUUAGUUUACGGUCUGAUAUUUUCUGUUAGGAAAAAACAGCAUUUGGAAAAUGCAGUGCACUGCAACAUUUACAAACCAGUAUAUGUCACUCUUGUUGCUGACUGUUCCUUUAGGUUCUCACUUACAAGCCAGGAACAUAAACUUGUACGUCAGCAUCAGGGUAAAGAAUGAUUCUGGCAGGAUUUAAUAAUUGUUUAUUCAUGACAUCACAAGUGAAGGAACGGAACCUCACUUUCUGAGGGAUUUAAUGUGUGAUGGGCAUAUCUUACAAUUAAUUGGCAGUUAUGUAAAUGGUAAAAUGUCACUUUUUAACAAAUUAAAAUAAUCACUGUGGUAUCAUGAAAGAAAAGGUUUUGUUACAUUGCGUUUGUACAGGUAUUCUGUGAUUUGUCUACAGGUUAAAAGUUUAGAGGGUCAGUACCAACAUAGAUAUAAAGAUAACUCUAAAGUGGGAGCGAACGUUUAGGCUGAAACAUCUGGUAAGGGUUUUGCGGAGCUACAGUAUUUAUUAGAAGAAUAUAUCUGUUAUAACUCUCCAGGGUUAUUGACGUAAAGUAUUCAUCAUACGCAUAGAUAGAAAUAUUACCACUACUCUCUGUGCUAGUAUAUUUGCACUAUCUGCGCACACUUUCUAGUUUUCCCAAAGUGAAGUCACUUUGAGCCGUUCGGCUCUCCAUCACUUGUCUGUGAUGUUGUUACUGCUGCUGACUCGUCCUUCUUUAGAAUGAUGUGGACUGAAAAGGUCAUGAGCUGUGACAGGGAAGCCCUGUGUGCUUUAUUUUAUUGAUGGGCGGGGUAGUUCUGUUAACUCUUGCUUUGCUCCUACCAACAUGGGUUCUUAAAAAAAUUCAAAGGCCAAUGUCUUUAUUGUAUGUUGUCAUGAAGUAAUAUGACGUAAUAUGCAAGCCUGAAAGGAUACAAUAUAUAUUACUAGACGAUUACUAUAUUACUAGACCUCUUCUUCAUCAUUAGGGGGCAGUAAAGAAUCAGACAGUGGCAGCAAAGUUAAAAAAAACCCACAUCAAUACAUUAGAACACUCAAACACCCUGGUAUUUUAAUGCCUUAUACCAGUUAGACAGAAGUACAGUACUAAAUACUAAUUCAAUUUUUCUAAAGAAGUGCCAUUUCUUUUAGAACAUGUCCAGCUUGUAUGUGUAGAUUUAUAUAUUUAUGAUUGUUCAUUACAUGCCAGUGUUCCACAUGUCAUAACUCUGUCAGACAAUGCUCUUAGAGUUUAUGAAUUAUUUACUAAACCUUCAUUUACCUGAGAGCGGACUACAGUGUGCCUUUAAAAGCCUGACAGAGGAUCAGUGUGAUUUGGAGGGCAUGCUGCUACAUUUAUGUUUUGGAGUUGGGCUGUAGGUAUAAGAAUUUCUCCGAUGUGAUUUAAUGUGCAUCAAUAGCUGUGAUUGUGAUGCAACGUGCGUAUAACAGUGUGUGGCAUUGGACACUGUAUUAUGAAGAUCUGCAUUUAUUUAAUUAUUUAAACUGUAGCUCUUAUUUUCUAAGUUGGAUUUUUUUGCAACAAAUAUCCACAAGACGGAAAGAUCACAACAACAUCAUACACUAUAAUUUUUUUUCUCUAAUGUUCAAGGUAUAUAAAAAACGACUCAGAGUUUGUGCUUAUGUGUUUUUUGAGUAGUCACCAAACCUGAACAUAUUAUAUCUUUGUUGUGACUGAGUGACAGAAUAACAACAGAUCACACAUGGGAGAAGGCAUUCAACUUUGUUCACAGCAAAUCCCACAUGGAAGAAAUGGAAGCUACACACAAAAUACCAAAACAUUAUUUUUUGCUGGCUGUAUCUCAAAAUCAGCUGCUAUAGCUGAGAAGAGUUUUUUUUUCCUAAAUAUCGUACAGUGGGUGUGUGAUAAAAUACAGGAGUGUGUGGAACGAAGGAAGAUAAAAAUAGAGUUCUUUGUUAAAGAGCCUUGACUCUACAUCUAAACCUGAUUCUGGUCUUAUCUGGCCAUGUCAUCAGACCUCCUCAGCAAGUGGACAACAGCAGUGUGAGCAGUUAAAAUCCUGUGUGAGACAGGAGGGGGUGCUGAAAAAUCCGCGAGUCUGUUGUUAUUUUUAGUCAUUUCUGUCUCACGGGUCCAGGAUAAUCCACCACUGCACACAGCUUAUCCUGAUUGGAGAGUUCGGGUGUAGAAGAGAUGGUGUGGGAGCAGUACACGGUCACUCUGCAGCGGGACUCCAAAAUGGGUUUUGGUAUUGCUGUGUCAGGUGGACGGGACAACCCCAAUGUGGAGAAUGGGGAGACAUCGAUCAUCGUCUCAGAUGUGCUAAAAGGGGGCCCAGCUGAUGGUCUACUCUUAGAGAAUGAUCGUGUCAUUCAGGUCAACUCCACCUCUAUGGAUAAUGUGCCUCAUUCCUUUGCUGUGCAGUCUCUCCGUAAAUGUGGCAAAGUGGCUAAAAUAAUAGUGAAGAGACCUCGUAAAAUGGCCGUUCACAUGAAGCAGCCUCCAUCACCAAGUGGGGACAGUCGGGAGUACACCCCCUCCAGCCACUACUAUGAUGCAGACAAUGACAACAGCUGGUACCAUGGUGAAGGGCGGGAUCAUACCUCUGAGGGCAAAGGUUACCUGGAGCCUGAGUACAGGGGGGGGCAGGACUACAACCAGAGAGGGAGGAGCCGUGGGAGGAGCCCAGAGCGAGCCUCCAGCCUGGACAGAGCAAGGAGAGAUGGCAGUAGGGAACGAACCCUGGACACCGGUGAUCGUCAGCAGUAUCACAGCAGAGAACGAAGUCCUGACGACAACUACCGCCCGGAGGACAAGUAUGAACGAGGAAAAGGAGGGCGAUAUAGGAGCAGAGACCGGCUUGAUGACCACUCUCCAUCUCCAGAACGUAGCAGAGAUCUGGAGCCACUGGAGAAACCUGUAAAUGUCCUGCUGGUGAAAAACAGACCUAGUGAAGAGUAUGGUCUUCGCCUGGGGAGUCAGAUCUUCAUCAAACAGAUGACCAGCACAGGCCUGGCGGCCAAGGAUGGAAGCCUUCAUGAAGGAGACAUCAUUUUGAAAAUCAAUGGUACCGUGACAGAGAACCUCUCUCUGCAUGAUGCUGGGAAGCUCAUUGAGAAGUCCAGAGGGAAGCUGCAGCUGGUGGUCCAGAGGGACCGCCGCCAAAUCCUCGUCCGCAUACCUCCUCUAGCAGACUCUGACUCUGAGAAUGAUGACAUCUCAGAGAUGGAGUCGUUCCAUUCUUAUUCCCCUCCUGAGGACAGAAGGUCCCACCAGUCUGAUCUGUCCUCCCACUCCUCCAAUGAAAGAGACAACGCCAGGGAAGAACACGCAAGGACACCCAAGAUGUCGGCCAUGGCCUCUCCGUUCCAAGUACCUGUGGAGCCUAAAGCAUCGGUCGAUGUCGACGCAGAUCCAGCAGAGGAGCCUCAAGCUGCUGUAACAACUACACCCAAGAUACUUCUCCGACCAAGUUCAGAAGACGAAAAAUUGUAUGGUCCAAACACAGUGAUGGUGAACUUCCAAAAAGGAGACAGUGUUGGUCUGAGAUUAGCUGGAGGUAAUGAUGUCGGAAUCUUCAUUGCUGGUGUUCAGGAGGGCAGCCCUGCUGAGGAAGAGGGUCUGAACGUCGGUGACCAGAUCCUAAAGGUGAACAAUGUCAACUUUCAAGGCGUAGUGAGAGAAGAAGCUGUGCUCUUCUUGUUGGAGAUUCCUAAAGGGGACGUGGUCACCAUCCUUGCUCAGAGUAAACUUGACGUUUAUAAUGAUAUCUUGGUGUCGGGGCGUGGAGACUCGUUCUUUAUCCGCACCCACUUUGAGUAUGAAAAGGAGACUCCUCAGAGCUUGGGCUUCAGCCGAGGGGACAUCUUCAAGGUGGUGGACACGCUUUAUGAUGGCAAACUCGGGAACUGGUUAGCCAUCCGUGUUGGCCAGGACAAGCAGCUUCUGGAGAAAGGCAUCAUCCCCAACAAGAGCAGGGCUGAGCAGAUGGCCAGUGUCCAGACUGCUCAUAAGGUUGUUGCCGGGGACCGUGCCGACUUCUGGCGUCUAAGAAGCCAACGUUCUCUGAAGAGAAAGGACUUAAAGAGAACCAGAGAAAACCUCUGCAGUCAGAGCCUUGCUACACGUUUCCCUGCAUAUGAACGAGUGGUGCUUCGAGAGGCUGGUUUUCGACGCCCCGUUGUCCUGUUUGGACCCAUCGCUGAUGCUGCUACUGAGAGACUGGCUUCUGAGAUGCCAGAUUUGUUUGUAAUUGCCAAAACUGAGCCAAAGGACGCCGGAUGUGAAAAAUCCUCAGGUGUGGUGCGACUGAACACUAUUCGACAAAUCAUUGAGCAGGACAAACACGCUCUGCUGGAUGUCACACCUAAAGCUGUGGACACCCUGAACUACACCCAGUGGUACCCGAUCGUCAUCUUCUUCAACCCUGACAGCAAGCACGGCAUCAAAGCCAUGAGACAGAGGAUCAUCCCCAGUUCCAACCGCAGUUCCCGCAAACUCUACGAGCAGGCCGUCAAACUGAGGAAGACCUGCUCUUACUUGUUCACUGCCACCAUCGAUCUGAACUCAGCAAACGAUGGCUGGUACGGCAGCAUCAAAGACUCCAUCAGAGAACAGCAGAUGCAAGCUGUCUGGGUUUCUGACGGCAAGCUGGAGGGAGUAGAGACUGAUCUGGACUGCCAGGAUGUGGAGCGUCUCUCCUUCCUGUCUGCCCUGUCUGUCGACUAUCUUAGCAUGGACAGCCGGCUGACGUCUGACCUGGAUGACACUGCUGAUGAGGGCGGAUGCUACACAGACAACGAACACGAUGUGGAGAUGAUGCAAAUGUCGGCCAUAAGUCGCUCGUCUGAACCUGUGACGGCCGAGGAGAUCUUGCGCAGAUAUAGUCCAGAAAUCAGGAGUCGCAUGAGAAAAGUCAGCUGUCGGGAAGUGCUGAAACGGUCCAGUCCUCCAGCAGCCUCAUUGUCAGAGAGCAAGGUGAAACUGUCUUUGAGAGACAAUCCAGUCUUUUUGUCUGGUAUCGUCCACCAACAUCACCAUCACCAUCAUCCUCGCCAGUACCGCUCUCCACCACCAAGCUCCAGCAGAAGCUACGACUCUCCAUCCAGCAGCAGCCCUGCAAGCAGCAACAACGAUCCUCCACCACUCAUCUCUCAUACAGAUGCCCUGUACACACCUCUGCCUCCACCCCCGCCUCAUCACCUCACCACCUCCAAAAAACUGCAGCACCUGGGAGAGGCACCACAGUUUCAUGCAGGGCCACCAACCCCACCCAGCAGCUGCAGGAGCACAACAGAGGCUUUGACUCACUCAUCCUUGGUCUCACCGUGUAUGAACGAGACAACCUUUAGGCAGCGAGAGAAGGCCACGGAAGACAACACAGUGGAGGAUCCUUCAAUGAGGUCUUUCCUGGGGAAGAUCAAGGCCUUCGAGAAGAUGGAUCACUUAGCACGGACACACAGGCUGCUGCAAAUACAGGAGGCACACAGCGCCAGGUUAGAAAUAGUUCAGAGCCACCCAGAGAUCUAUGCUGUUCCUCUAAAGACGGCCAAACUGGAUUAUAGUCGGCCUCAGCCAAUCGGCUCCAGCUCCCACACAGAGUCUCAGAGCUCUCCAUCCUCUAAAGAAGGGCGUCCCUUCUACCCACCAGAGCAGGAGGAGACAUCAGUGGAGGCAGUGCCUGGAUAUUACACUGCCAACUCCCAUCAGUACCAGGACACUGAACUGUAGGAGCCUGUGGGCCUCCUAGAUGUACAUGUACUUGUUGCCUACGUACUGUAAAUACAACAGUCCUGCACUGGCCAGCUGCUGACUGUAGACUGUGACCACCGCUGAUAAGGAUGGAGAAAAUGUUUAUUUUCUCCCCCGUAGAACCAAGUACUCCUUGAAAACAUCUUUGGACAAAGGGAAGACACUGUUUCCACUUUUACAUUAUGUUUCCUUUCUUUCUAACACGCUACUUUGGAUUUUAUGGUCACGAUGGAGUGUUUAGGAAACCACUUGUUUUCUUGCCUAUGCAACUUUUCAGUUUGUGCACAGCAACUGAAACCUAUUGCCACGUGUUUGCACGCCUAAGCCCAAAGUUCACAGUGCGCUUUACAAUAUUUAACCCCUUCUUUUCUAUGCUCCUGCUGUUGCCAGAUAUUGUCAUAUAUCAACAUUUACAACUAUAUAUAACAAAGAAGUAUAUAUUGCUACUAUAUCCUAGAAUAUGUAUGCAUUCCAUCCUAUAUUGCCUGUUUGUACUUAAAGUAUAUAGUGUAUCUAGUACUUAUAUAUAUACCUAUAUAUAUAUAUAUACACCUAUAUAUAUAUAUAUAUAUAUAUAUA
Messenger RNA from Cynoglossus semilaevis (tongue sole), 6338 nucleotides. It is a transcript of the gene tjp2b, whose product is annotated as tight junction protein 2b (zona occludens 2). The transcript has 23 exons. Gene Ontology annotation, biological process: positive regulation of blood-brain barrier permeability; cell-cell adhesion; protein localization to cell-cell junction. The coding region runs from base 2202 to 5738 and encodes 1178 amino acids. NCBI's taxonomy places the organism in Eukaryota, Metazoa, Chordata, Actinopteri, Pleuronectiformes, Cynoglossidae. Gene Ontology annotation, cellular component: bicellular tight junction; plasma membrane. The record is from RefSeq and is a predicted model, not a curated record. Gene Ontology annotation, molecular function: cell adhesion molecule binding.